Molecule: messenger RNA, 5082 nt
Organism: Closterium sp. Naga37s-1
Lineage: Eukaryota; Viridiplantae; Streptophyta; Zygnematophyceae; Desmidiales; Closteriaceae
Source: the annotation of a GenBank genome assembly
AUGGGCCGGCCGGCAGAUUACGUUCCUUCCCUCCGUGCCGCCGCCCUUCUUCCUCCCCGCAACAAAGCACCUCCUCCUAAUCAUGCCACCACCAGCACCAGCAACAACCAGCAACGUGCUGCUGCUGGUGCCGCCUCUUCCUUUCUCACCAGCCAAAGGGAGGCACGAAAGCUCAGGCUCGUUGAUGCUGAUCAUGAUGCCACCACGAACAGGCAACGUGUUGCUGCUGUUGCAUCUUCCUCCCUCCCGGACCAAAGGGAGGCACGAAAGCUCAGGCUCGUUGAUGCUGAUCCAGACCCGCUGCAGGGCGAUCUGAGCCGUCGGUCGGCCGGAGCUGCGCGCGACCAUGCGGAUGGCAGCGAAGGGGGGUUGGAUGCACUAUGGCAGGGCAUAGUGAGCGAUGCACCCUUGCGCACAUGCUGCUGCUGGGCGGACUCGUGGGGUGAGAGAGGUAGUGGUGGUGAUGAAGGUGGGAGUGAGAGAUGCGGAAGAGGAGAUAGAGUUGGAAGAGAUGGAUGGGGUGGCCUGGGUGGGUUGGAGAAGGGUGUAACUAAUGCAACGGGAGCAGCAGAGAGGCCAUUGGGUAAAGGCGAGGUGCAAGGCAGGGCAACACGAGGGAGAGAGGGUGGGAGUGACACUGAUGGGAGAUGCAGCAGACGGGGAGAGGUGCAGCAGGUCAGAGAUGAGCCCGAGGCGCAGGGGCGUGGCGGGGUGUCGGAGAUUGUUUCUGAGAAGCAACAAAUGGGGCGGAAGGAGGAAUGUAGAGAGCGUGGGGCGGAAGUUGAGACCUUGGGCAGGAAGCGUGGUGGUGCGGUUACCAGUAGAGGCGGGUCAAAGUGGCCACAUGCACGUGACUCAUCGGGCGCCGCUCUAUUGGACAGAGCUGCGUUGAGGGAUGCAAGUGGAGGAGGGGAUGGGAUGUCAGGUGCGUCAUUCGGAGGGCAGAGGCAACGGGAGGGAAUGAGGGGUGCUGACAGGAGUAGAGAAGAAGGGAACGCUCAAGGCGAGGUGGUGGGUAGGAGAGGGGGCGUUGCGCGAGGAGGGGGCGUUGUGAGAGGGGGUUCAGUGAGAGCUGGUGGUGGGAGAGGGGGUGGGGAGAGAUGGAAUGGGGAGAUAAACAGUAGUGGGCAUGAUAUGUUUAUGAGGAGCGGGGAGGAGAGUGGAGUGCAUGUGGCGAGCAGGCGUGGCGUGAGUGGGCGCGUGCAGAGCGGCGGGCUGUUGGAGAUGUUUGGCGUGGCGGAGGUGGUGCCUUCCUCCAGUGCUGAGGCUUCUGAGGAUGGCAGUAGCGAGGAGGACGGGGAGGAGGAUGUGGUGGAGGUGGAGGUGGUGGGGGAGGAGGAAGAGGUGGAGGAGGAAGAGAAAGGAGAGGAAGAGGAAGAGGAAAAGGAGGAGGAAGAGAAGGAGGAAGGGAAAGGCGAAGGGGGAGGGGAGAAGGUCAAAGGGGAUUUGAGGGGAGAGAGAAGAGAUGGAAGGAAGAGGGGAGAUAGAGAGGAAAUUGGGUGUAGGAGUGGUGUGGUAAGGGAGGUGAAGGGCGGAAUCACAAAGAGGGAGCGGGCGGUGCAGGACGCACGGAGAGAAUGGGGGAUCUGGGAAGAGAUGCGGCAACAGCAGCCUCAGCAGCCCCAGGAGCCCCAGCAGCAGCAGCAGCAGCAGCAGCGCACCGCAUUUCUGCAAGCAUGGGCUGCGGGGGGGCGCUCGGCAGAACCUGAUGCCAUGGCUCAGAGUGUGCAGGAGUUCAGGGCGAGGAAACAGCAACCCACGGCUCUCCCUGCUGUACCCUCCGCAUCCCUCUCCUCCCCUGUGUCCUCUCCUGUGCCGCUUGUGCCCCUUGUGUCCCUCACAUCUCCCUCGCCUCCUGCUCCUCGUGCCUCUCCCGCUGCUUCUGCUCCUCCUCCUGCUCCUUCUGCUGCUGCUGCUCCUCCUCCUCCUGCUCCUUCUGCUCCUGUUGCUCCUCCCGUCGCUCCUGCUGCUGGUACGCAUGUUGCUGCUCCGCCUCCUCCUCCCCCUCCUGCUGUCGCCCCACGGGCUGCCUCCCCUCCUUCACCCGCACAGAACCGCAGGAGGGCAGCGGCGCUGCUGGCAGCGGCGCAGAGGAAGUGGCUGGUGGAGUGCCGGGCGCGGUUUGAGGCGUUUGUGUUCCCGGCGACGGGCACGGACAGCGUGACGGUGCGGUGGGAGGAUGUGGAGCGCCUGAAGCCAGAGGAGUUUCUCAACGACACCCUCAUUGACUUCUUCCUCAGGCAUCUGAAGGUGCAGGCGGUGGAGCAGGGCCGCAUCGCAUGCUCCCUUGCCGCGCCCGACCAGGCACUGCCCCCACCACUGUCGCCAGCAGCAGCAGGUGCAGCAGCAGCAGGUGCAGCAGCAGCAUCAGGUGCACCUGUUGCUGGAGGAAAGGCAGAUGGUGACAAGGCAGGUGGUGAGAAGCAGGCGGGUGGGGCAAGGCAGCCCCCUCCUUUGGUGCAUUUCUUCAACAGCUUUUUUUUUAAGAUGCUCAUCGGCGGGGAAAAGGACGACCCCUUCCCUCCUCCCACCCGCGUCCCUGCUGCUGCCGCCUCCCAUGCCGCUGCUGAUGCCGCUGCCGCAGCAGUGGAGGCAGCAAGGGGGGAUAGUGGGGGGGAGGAGGGGAAGGCGGCGCACUGGCGGGUGCGCAAGUGGACGAAGAGGGUCAACCUCUUCGCCUGUGACUUUGUCUUCAUCCCUGUCAACCUCAGAUGGGUCUCAUGUGGGCCUCAGCUGGGUCUUGGCCUCGGUCCUGUCACUUCCACCAGCCCCUACCCUCCACUCACCACCAGCCCCUUCCACCCUCCUCCUACCCAACCCCCAGCAUCACCCAAGCCUCCUCUUCACGAGACAGCUGCAGCCAACCCCCCCGUGCAUGAGGCAGCGCCGUGCAUUCUGCACUUUGACUCGCUGCCCGGGCUGCAUGUGGACGUGGAGGAGGCCGUGCGCACCACCACCGUGCAACCCCUCACCAUCCCACCCCACCACCAGGUACCUCCAGGAGGAGUACCUCGUGCGCCACAAGGCGCUGGGCUGAGAUACCUCCAGGAGGAGUACCUCAUGCGCCACAAGGUGCCCCUCACGCCAGCGCUGAGAAAGGCCUUCAUCCGGCUGCCUGUGUUUCGCCCCAAGGUCCCCCAGCAGCCGAAUCUGAGUGACUGCGGGGUUUUCCUGUUGCUCUACGCACAGGAGCUGCUCUCCCACAUGCCGCUCACAGUUUGUCGCGCGCCUGCCUGCGACCGGUGCAAGCAAGUGCUGUCCUUCCCCUGGCUGACGCCCGACUCAGCCAAGCCCAUGCGAGCCGCCAUCCGCCGCACCGCGCUGCUGCGAGUAGGGCUGGGGGAGCUGGUGAGGCGCGAACCACAACGAGAGGAGGUCGUGGUGGGGCGGGAGAAGGAGGGGGUGAGGGAGGAGGGGAGGGAGAUGCAAAGGGAUGGAAGGGAGGAGGAGAAGGAGGAGGGGGAGAGGGACGGAAGGGACAAUGAGGGGAGGGGGCAUGGGGUGGGGCGAGUCGGAGGGAUGGUAGGGCUGUUGGUGAGGGAGAUUAGCAGUGUGGAGGGAGAAGGGGGGAGAGGGGAGGGUGCGGAUGGGAGAGUGGCAGGACGGGAAGAGGGGCAGAAAAAGGGAACACACGAUAAGGGCCAGGAGCAGCAGCAGGAGCAGAAUAGGCGUGUGACUCGAAGUCGCAGCUUGCAUGCAAUCAUGUCGAGCCAGGAUGGAGGCCCGUCGGUCAUUGCACUACCUGACAACGGAGGCCCUUUGAAGCAGAGCAGGGUUGGUGGGAAGAGGGAGAGGCUCCUGCAAACGGUGUUAGAGGAGGGCGGAAAGGAGGAGGAGGGGGAGGAGGGGGACGUGGUGGAGGUGACAGCGGCGGUGGGGAAGAGGGGCCGGGUGGGACCGGUGGGAAAUGGCGGGAAGGGGUGGGCGGAUGGGGAUGGGGAAGAAAAGAGGGAAGGGCAUAGAGAACAUGUUUCUCGGAGCUGGUUGUCGGACUUGCUGGAUGAGGUUGAUAUGGAGGAGGCGAUGGGGGAGGCGAUGGAGGAGGCAAUGGGGGAAGAAUUGGAGGAGGGGAGAGGAGGAAAGGGAGGAGAGCCUUCUCCUGCAACAGAGCGAGUCGCCAACGCCGCAAACAGCUUUGCUGCACCUGCUGCUGCACCUCUUGCUGUUCCUCCUCCUAUCGGAGCACGUGCUGAGCCUUCUGCUGCGGCUGCAAAUGCCUUUGGCUCCUGCCCGUCGGCCCUGCCUCGUUUUGUCCAUGGCAAAACUGACGUUGAGACUUGGCUCUCCAUUGCGGAGGACUUCAUUUCCAUCCACAAUGUGCGUAGCGAGGCUCACGUGGUCGCUGCGACCCUUGCCCUGGACGACACUGCGAGCAAGUUGGUGUUUGCCAACAAGCGCCACGCAGAGGCGAAUGGCAAUCCCUUUGGCUGGGAAGAGUUCAAAGCAGCCAUGCUGACGGCAUUCCUUGUUCAACCCCCAGCGCUCGAGUUGCGUAGCCGCUUGGAGAACCUCCAGUGCGGUGACCAGCCUGUAUGCGAGUACGCCAAGGAGUUUGAGAAAACUCUGUCGCUGCUGAAGACUGCUCUUCCUGAGAGUGAGGUCAUCCACCAGUUCUUCAAGGGACUCCCCGAGCACAUCAAGCGUCUGCAUGUAGUGAAGGGGGAGCACCAGUGGAAGACCUACAAGGAGUGUAAGGAGCAGGUCAUCAGCACGGAUGUGCACUUCCGUGCAUACCUGGAUCUCAAGAGCACUCGUGCUCAGCAGCAUCCUAGUGCCGAAGGCCCUAGGGGGGGUGGUAGCAGGACCCAGGCGCCCAGGGGCUGUGGCUCUUGGAAGAGGCCCUAUCAGCAAAAGGGGGAAUCCUCUGGGACUCUGUCCAAGAGGGCCCAUGCGGGGCCUGCCAAGGACUCUCAGAAUGCUGAUAUGCCCCGGGCGGGCUGCCACGACUGUGGCAAGCUCGGCCACAAGGCAUAUCAGUGCCGUUGGAGGAAGUCCGUCAAGAACUCCGGCAAGCCCAACCAAGGCAAGAAGCCGGAUGGUUCUGGUCCUUCGGGUCCUAAGGUUUUUCACAAGCCCAACUAA